Messenger RNA from Rotaria sordida, 1900 nucleotides. The record is from the annotation of a GenBank genome assembly. NCBI's taxonomy places the organism in Eukaryota, Metazoa, Rotifera, Eurotatoria, Philodinida, Philodinidae.
AUGAAUGUUAUUACAGCUUAUAUUUGGUAUUUUGCAUAUAGUCAUGCAAAUGAUUAUGAACAAAAAGCAGAAGCUUAUCGACAAAAAACUGGUGCUAAUAUUGAAUUAGAAACUGAUCCAUUACGGACAGUAUUUGAUAAAGUUGUUUGUUUACUCAAUAAUCGUCGUUCGAAAGAACAAAUUCGAGCAUGGCAACUCGACAAAAUGAUGCCAAAACGAGACAAGGUUGCUUUGGCUUAUUUAUAUUUCAUUCCAAAACCUCAUAUAGAAGGAACACCAUUAAGACCAAUUGUCUCUCCAAUGAAUAUACCAACAACUGGCAUUGCCAAGUUUUUAGAUAAAAUAAUUCGACCAUUAUUUGAUAAACAUGUUCGUUGGACAACGAUUAUUGAUGGUGUUUAUUUAAUUCGUCGUCUUGAAACAUAUGUUGAAAAUGAUUAUCUGAAGCCAACAGCUCAAUUAUGUACAUUUGAUAUUACAGAUUUAUAUACAAUGUUACCACAAGAAGAAUCACUUAAUGUUCUUACAGAAUUUCCUCUUCAACAUGGCUAUCAUAAAAAAUUCUAUCGGCAAAUUAUUGGUGGUACAAUGCGAUCAGCAUUUACUUUAACAUUGGCUAAUAUUUUCAUGUGGAAAUGGGAAAAAGAACUUGUUUGUCGACAAAAUGCAUCAUAUGAAAUCUAUGGUCGAUAUAUUGAUGAUAUCUUCCUGACUUCAAAUAAAUCUUUGGACAAAAUCAAUCAAAUGCUAGAUGAGGCGAAUCAAUUUCAUCCAAAUAUCAAAUUAGUUCGUCAAAUUGGUACAAGUAUAUUAUUUCUUGAUGUUUAUAUCGAAAAUAAGAAUGGUACAUUGGAAACAUCAGUCUAUCAUAAAGACGCCGCUGAACCGUACAUUGUACCAUUUAAAUCUGAUCAUCCUCGACAUAUUUUCAAGAAUAUUAUUGAUGGUGCUUUAACGCGAGCAAUACGUUUUUCAUCUACACUAUCAGCUUUCAACGAAGAAAGACGUUCAAUCAAACUGAUGUUACUAUACAACGGUAAUCCACCACGAUAUAUCUCAAAUCGAUCCCAUAAAUUCUUUUCAAAUCAUUUACCGACAUCGUUCAUUUUACCUAUGAUUAGUACUGAAAAUGAUUUUGCUUUCAUACGCCAUCAAUUAUUAAUCAAACCCACGAUUCCUGAAUAUCAAAUAGCUAAACGAAUAGAAAAAACAAUUGAUGUCAAUAACAAAGAAGAGGUGAAUAAUCUGUUAGUUAAAGCCCGACUAGAUAAACAAACAAAACAUCAAUCCAAUCUGAUCAUUCAUUAUACACAUGAAAAACGACUUCAAAGUAUUAAGAGAGGGUCCAUGAGACCAUCAAGCAUUCGAAGCACUCUUCAAAAUUUAAAUUUUUGAUUUUUCAUGUGCAUUCGAAAGAACAAUGUCUAAAACUAAUAACCCUAAAUUUUUAGCUCAUUUGGACUUUUUAUAGUAAAGUUAGCCUGGAUCGACUUUUAGCACCGUCUACCUAUAGUCUAAGGCAAAAGUUUAAGCGAUCUGCAUUUGUCCUUUCUCUUGUUCUGAGUCUAUCGAAGUCCAAGUAAGUCGAACCCCUUUCGUUCACCUAUCAUCUUGUGCAGUUUUCGACGCUCUUUCCAACGGUGGGUGAAUUACGGAGAUUUGAGUUAAUGGAACAGAGUUAUUCCCGUUUUCGGUGUUUUUCGGGUCUCUAAGUAUAAUGCAAAUAACUCCGCCGUCUUAAGUCGAAAGUCCGAUGUUUUUUCACCAGUUGAUAGCCCUUGAAAUUCUGCAUUGACCUAUGUGACUUUCAUCCCACUAUGCCAAAACCUAUAGGUCAAGAAAUUAGUACCACCAAAGCGGGCCAUAACUCAGCUUUCACACAAAAACAAGUUAUGCUCCG